AUGCCAAAUGACAACUCAACAACACGGUCUCCUUCAUAUUGUGAGCACGUCGACAAACUCUUUCCCGACUCACCAACUCCGAAAUCGCAAAAACCUCAAAAGAGUUCAAACAAGGGAGCCCGCCUAAGCAAACCGCCUCCGACACCUCUUACACCUAUUAUUCCAAAAGUUCCAAUUCCAACACCUAUUGCUCCAUCAAUUGAAGAGGUACAAAUUGCUCCAAAAAUUCCAUUCAUUGACGAGAUGCCGGUUUUUAUGCAUAAAUACAUCGACCGGAUCGUCAAUGUGGUGGGGGACGGUAAUUGCGGAUUUCGGGCCGUAUCAGCUUUACUUUGUAAGGGAGAGGAUGCCCAUGAGCUAGUCCGUCAUGAUCUUAUCGUCGAUUUGGUGAACCAUAAAGACUCGUACACGCGGGUAUUUGGAGACGAAACCAAAUUUUAA
Molecule: messenger RNA, 441 nt
Organism: Vicia villosa (hairy vetch)
Lineage: Eukaryota; Viridiplantae; Streptophyta; Magnoliopsida; Fabales; Fabaceae
Exons: 1
Coding region: 1-441 (146 amino acids)
Source: RefSeq, a predicted model, not a curated record